Molecule: messenger RNA, 1209 nt
Organism: Purpureocillium lilacinum
Lineage: Eukaryota; Fungi; Ascomycota; Sordariomycetes; Hypocreales; Ophiocordycipitaceae
Molecular function (GO): flavin adenine dinucleotide binding; acyl-CoA dehydrogenase activity
Source: RefSeq, a predicted model, not a curated record
AUGGAAACAACGGGCUUCACUGAGAACCAGCUCAUGGUCCGCGAGGCCGUCGGCCAGAUAUGCGCGCAGUUCCCCAACACGUACUGGCAGGAGCACGACCAAAAGGAGCAGGACCCGAGCGACUUCCACGCCGCAAUGGCCAAGGCGGGGUGGCUGGGCAUCGCGCUGCCCGAGUCGCUGGGCGGCAGCGGGCUGGGGAUAUCCGAGGCGACCAUGAUGAUGCAGACCAUCACCGAGUCGGGCGCCGGCAUGGCGGGCGCGCAGGCCAUCCACGCCAACGUGUACGCGACGCAGCCGCUCGCCAGGUUCGGCACGCGCGAGCAGCUGGAGCACACCAUCCCUAACAUCAUCUCUGGCAAGUGGCGCGCGUGCUUUGGCGUCACGGAACCUAAUGCGGGUCUCAACACGCUGGGGCUCUCGACGACGGCGCAUCGUCUUCCUGACGGCAGCGGGUACCGCAUCUCCGGGCAGAAGAUCUGGAUUACGUGCGCGCAGGUGGCGUCCAAGAUGAUUCUGCUGGCGCGCACGACGCCGCUGGAGCAGGUGCGUCGGCCGAGCGAGGGGCUGUCGCUGUUUUGCAUCAAUCUGGACCGGAGCCAGCCCGGGCUGGAGAUGAAGAAGAUUAAGAAGAUGGGCGGCCGCGCUGUUGAUGCCAACGAAGUCUUCUUCGACGGGUAUAGCAUACCGUCUAGUGCACUCAUCGGCGAGGAGGGCAAGGGCUUCAAGAUGAUCCUCCACGGCAUGAACGCCGAGCGCUGCCUACUAGCAGGCGAGGCCCUUGGCUUGGGCUACGCGGCACUCUCCCGGGCAGCAAACUACGCCCGCGAACGCGUCGUCUUCGGACGGCCCAUCGGACAGAACCAAGGCGUAGCGCACCCUCUAGCCGACGCGUACAUGCGCCUCGAGGCGGCAAAGCUGGCGACCUACCACGCGGCGCGACUAUAUGACGCGGCGGCUGCCGGCAACGAAAGCAUCAAGCAGGACGCGGUGGGCGUGGCGGCCAACAGCGCAAAGUAUGUGGCCGCCGAAGCGGCGUUCGCGGCGUGCGAGCGCGCGGUUCUGGCGCACGGCGGGAUGGGCUACGCGGCCGAGUACGACGUUGAGCGGUGGCUGCGCGAGUGCCUGGUGCCGCGGAUCGCGCCGGUGAGCAGGGAGAUGAUACUCAACUACAUUGGCGAGAAGGUGCUGCGGCUGCCGAGGAGCUACUAA